Molecule: messenger RNA, 543 nt
Organism: Symbiodinium sp. CCMP2592
Lineage: Eukaryota; Dinophyceae; Suessiales; Symbiodiniaceae
Source: the annotation of a GenBank genome assembly
AUGGCGUUGCACAGCAUUGUACAGCUGAGGGAGGCACAGGCACACACCCUGUGCUUUCGUCCUCCACCGGGCCUUGAGACCUUCGGCCCAGGACCUUUGAUCUCUGCACCCCCUGGAAUGAAGGCCAAGGAGCUCGACGCCUUCUCCGAGACCUCCGAGUGCAGCACAACAGUGCCAGCCUCUCCGCCCGGCGAGCUGGGCCAGGUGUUGCAGGCCUCAGCAGCUUUAGUGUUCAAGCCUCCGCUUCGACUGCAGCUCGACGAGAUGCUUCCAGAGGACACGGCUACUGAGUCCCCACCAUGGCCCUCGCUUGGCUCUGCUGCACAUGGCCUUGGUCUUUGCAAGCCUUGUGAUUUCGAACAUCGCACCAAAUGCAGGUCUGGAUACAAAUGUCAAUUUUGCCAUCUCUGUCCACCCGGUGAAAACCGUCGCCGUAAAAAGCAGAAGCAGGCAGCGGAUGCUGGGACUCUCCUGGCUCUUCGAGGGAGUUGGGAUGGCCUUAGGUUUCGGAGGCAUCAACGGUUUCUAUGUACGACGCCAUGA